Messenger RNA from Zophobas morio, 2698 nucleotides. RefSeq names its product xaa-Pro aminopeptidase ApepP-like. Gene Ontology annotation, molecular function: metalloaminopeptidase activity. The record is from RefSeq and is a predicted model, not a curated record. NCBI's taxonomy places the organism in Eukaryota, Metazoa, Arthropoda, Insecta, Coleoptera, Tenebrionidae. The coding region runs from base 194 to 2347 and encodes 717 amino acids. The transcript is spliced from 10 exons.
UGUGACGGACGCCCACUCGACGCGACGCUCCCACAACCGCGACGCAUGCGCCCCUUAAGCCAGCGUCACACUCAAAUAUUGGGCGCGUAUUUAUAACAGUGGAACGUGAACGUAACGCGGAUCGCGAAUAUUAUGCACGACCUAAUAAAAAAGCAAAAAGUGUUGGUUUUUGUUGUGUAAUUGUGGGUGAGGAAUGGUGGACGAAAGUUUGGCUAAGGUCGUGGCGGGGGUGGUGCUGGCGGGAUUCCUCAUCACUGUUUCUUCUUCUGCUAACACCAAUGAGAUUCGAAGACUCAGAAAAACAGGCGAGUUUCGAAAAGCUUGUCCGAAGUUUGGGAACGCAGUCCAACCAACAAACAGGGUGUUUACAAAAGAAAGAGUGGAAGAAUUAAGAAAUUUAAUGGUUAACACGAGCAUAACACGGGAUCAGCGAUACUUGGACGCGUAUUUAAUACCUUCUCAAGAUGAACACCAGAGUGAAUUUGUGGAAGACUACGACAAACGCUUGCAAUACAUCUCCGGGUUCAGUGGUAGUUAUGGUGAUGCCAUCAUCACCACAAAUAGAACCACCUCCACAAGAAAAAGGGAACCUUCAGCAGUACUUUGGACAGAUGGUAGGUACCACCUCCAAGCAGACAACCAAAUCGACUGCGGCUGGAAGCUCAUGCGUGAAUUCUACCGUGGGGUACCCAACAUGACCAUGUGGUUGCGCAGAGACUCACCAGAAGGAGGAGUGAUAGGCGCAGACCCAAAACUUCUGUCACAAUCAAGGUGGCAACAACUGUCUGAAGACUUGAAAAGGGUCAACUGGGACUUAAUUGAAAUUCAAACGAAUUUAAUCGAUGUGUUGUGGACAACUGGCAGAGAACCCAGAAGGAAUAAAAAUGUGUUUAUUUUGGAGGAAAAGUAUUCAGGAAAGAAAUGGACGAAGAAAGUUAACGAGGUGAGGGAGUGGAUCAAACUUCUGAAGGCCGAUGCUAUGGUGGUGACUGCGUUGGAUGAAAUUGCUUGGUUGUUGAAUAUUAGGGGAAGAGACCUCCCUUCGAGCCCUUUUGUCAGGAGUUAUGUGCUCUUGGAAAUGGACAGACUAUGGUUUUAUGUUAAUAAAGACCAACUUAAAACGAAUCACAUCUCUAAGUACUUUGAAUCUUCGACAGAAAGUGUGAAAAUCUUCAACUACGACCAAAUCUGCCCAGAUUUGGCGACGCGUGCCCAAACCUACUCCAAAAUCUUGAUCCCUUCCGAAAAUGGGCUUUUUAGCUUAGGUGCUAGUCGCAACAUUACUAACUGCAUCCCAGAAAACAAACGCCUCUUUAAACAGUCACCCAUCAUGUUGCUAAAAGCCAAAAAGAACACAGUGGAAAUCCACGGUAUGCAACAAGCCCACAUUCGAGAUGCUGCUGCCAUGUGUGAAUUCUUCGCCUACUUCGACAAAAUGUUCAAGGAUGGUACCACUUUUACAGAGUUGGAUGUGGUGAAAAUUGUCGACCAGUUUCGGUACGAGCAAUUGCACAGUCUAGGGAAUAGUUUUCCGACCAUUGCAGCGUAUGGGUCAAAUGGAGCACUACCGCAUUAUGUACCGACGAAUAGUACCAAUGUGAAAAUUGGAGACGAUAGUACUUUGGUGUUAGAUUCGGGAGGACAAUAUUUAGAUGGUACCACCGACAUUACGAGGACUUUGCACUUUGGUACACCGACCAAAGACCAAAAGGAAGCGUAUACGAGAGUACUGAUUGGUCAAAUUCAGCUAUCUACGCUUACUUUUCCCUCGGACUUGACAACUUCAGCAAUUGACGUAAUCGCAAGAGCGCCUUUAUGGGAAGUUGGUUUGGAUUAUGAACACGGUACUAGUCAUGGGGUUGGUUCAUUCUCCAGUGUCCACGAAGCUCCCAUUUCGCUAUACUUCAAUAGCCCAGCAAGUUCUCCCGAAAAUGAAAUACUACAACCCGGAUACUUCCUCUCUAAUGAACCUGGAUUCUACAGAGAGAGUGAUUUUGGUGUCCGUUUAGAAAACGUGAUGGAAGUUAUCGAAAAAGGGUGGUUGCGUGGUAGUCACGGGACUCACUAUUUGGGCUUUAAAGUAAUCACGCUGGUACCCUACGAACCCAAACUGAUCGACCUUAACCUGCUUUCUAUCCAUCAGAUUCGAUGGCUUAACGAAUACAAUGAUAAAGUCAGAAUACACGUUGGACAAGAAUUAAAAAGACAGAAUUUCACGAAAGGGUUCUACUGGAUGAUGGACAAAACAAACCACUUUCCAGAAAAUAGUGUUAGUAGUGCGAAGAGUAGUACUUUUGUGUUUGCAAUGAGUUUUUUUGUUGUUUCGAUGUUUUCCACUUUUAUUUAAUUUAAAGACUGUUUUUUGUAUUGUUGUUAAUUUAAAUUUUCUAUCACUGCCCUGAUGAUGUUAGAGGAAACGUAAACGAUGUGUCAUUAAUUUAAGGUUGAAAGAAUGGACUCUGGUCGUUUAGAUGCACGAACUGGAGAAGCUCUUAUAAUGCCAUUUAAUUAAUUUAAUCGUUUUUAUAAAUAUUGAUCAAACAAAAUCCAUAAUGUCGGGUUUAGAAACGUGAAAUUGUAGUGAAUAUAUAUAUUUGUAUGCACUGAGUCUGAUAAAGCGUGAAUUAUAUGUUUGCACAUUUUUUAUUGCUGUUAUUUCAUUAUUUUUCUUUGUUAAUAAUAAAAUAAUUGUCAUUUA